CUUUAGAAAAUUUUAAUAUAUUUUAAUAUAAUAUGGCGACAAGGAAGAAGAGAACAGAGAAAGAAAAGAUUCCGGUUCCGGAAUUACGUAUUCGUGAUCCUAUGUCGGUUGUUGUUGAAAAACUUGGUAAUAGGGAUGCACGCGUUAGUGGUGAUAUAAGGUUCUAACAAAUAAUACAAAUUUUACUUCAAAAAAACGUCUUUAGAGAAAAAAAAAAGGAAAAAAAAUCAUGCGAGUCCGCAUUUACUUUCUUUAACAUUUAUAUUUCAUUCUUAGCAAGGAAACCCUGAAGGAAUUAUUGAUGUCAUCGUUAAUGCUCGUAUCUAAAGAUCAAUCGAUAAUUUCAGAAUCUUUUCGAGAUACAUUGAUGUCAGUUCCUCGAAAAGAAACGAGACAUCUUCUGUCAGAAAAAAAAGGUCGGAGAAAAAAUAAAAAAACGAAAAUUCGCAAGAGUAUAAAAGACCGAAGUGAUGUAAUAUCGGAUGGAGAUAGUAGAUGGGAUCUUUACGAUGAGGCAAGUACUGACGAAGAAAUGAAGAGAACGGAAGGAGAAGAAGAAAAAGAAGAAAAAGACUUACCAAGUUGCCCUAGCUCGCUCACGGAAGACUUAAAUCUCUCCUAUGAUGGAAAAUGGUUGAGAAAAUACAUGAAGAUACCAUUGAAAAUGGCAUUCAAAGAAAUCAUUGCAAAAAAACCUUACGAUCCAGUGGGCUAUCUAGGCUUUUGGUUACUUAAUUACAAAAAAACUCUGGAAGACAAUAGACGAUCUUUAGAGUUAGAAGAAGAAUUAUAUCAUUUAAGAUGCAUGAUGAUAAAACCGAGGGAAGAAGUUGAGGAGGAGGCAUCUGAAGUUAGAACGGACGACGAAGAGGAAAAUAUCGAAUUGGAUUGGAAUUUUCAACGAUACAAUAAUAAUUGAUAAUAAACAUAAUUAACUUUAUUGAAAUCCAUCAAUAUUUUUUAUAACAUCAUUGGUCCAAUCGACCAUAACAUAUAUUGUAUACAAUGAUGCGUUAAUUAAAGAAGAAAAAAAUAAAACGUAAGAAAAAGGAAAAUAAAUUAACGUAUCCAAAGAAACUGCGAAGGGUCUGGUCUUCUGUCGGACCACAUCCUAGAGACUACUCCUAGCACGUAUGAGGCGUGCACAAAGCUCAUUGGAACUUGUUAUCGUGCCGAGAGAUGGUGUCACGGUCGCAGAAGCUAAAGCUCGUUUAUUUCCGGCUGGAAUCGAGCAUCUUCGGCUUCGCUUCGCGCUCCUUAUGCGGGGGUGCGCUCAGUUCGAAUCGCGCAGCCGCUCGUUCUAUCUCGGUGGGCGCUUUAUCGAAAAGCGUAGAAAAAAAAGGGGGGAAGAAAAGCGAUGGACUAGAGAGGGGGGCAGGGAGUAAAGUGAAGAAGGAUAGAGAGAAAGAGAGAAAGAGAGAAAGAGGGAGAGAGACAGAGAGAGAGGGGGGGGAGAGAGGGAGAGACGAAUAGAUAAAUAGAUAGAUAGAUAGAUAAAUAGAUAGAUAAAUAGACAGAUAAAGAUAGAGGGAAAGUAAAGGAGAAGGAAUUAUCGAAAGGUUCGAGUCGCGAUCGCGUCGCAAGAGGAUGAAGGUUCCUCGAAGGCGCGCGAUCGCGGCACGGUGGGUGAUAGAAAAGUAUAGAAAGUGCUGCUUGGUCGGACGCGUGUCGAGGGAGCAAAAGGAGGAAGAGAAAGAGGUGGUGGUAGUGGUGGUGGUAGUGGCGGCAGUGGUGGUGGUGAUGGUGAUAGUGGUGGUGGCUGUGGUGGGUGCCCCCUCUCGUUAUUGACGCGAGGGUUGGCCGAAAGCGGCGGCCAUGUCGGUCGAACGGUUCGCAUCUUGAUCGCCGGAUGGCGCUGCUUCCGUCGUCGCUUCCGUUAUCGCGGUCCACUCUGCCUGCGCUGGAAUGCCCUCGAGGAGGAGGAGGAGACCGUCGAGCUUUUCUACGGGGCCCCUUUACGCGUCGCGAUCAGGUGACUACAUCCUAGUCCGACUCCAUAUAUCCGGAUGCCUCGUCGUUUCCGUGUUCUACCCGCGUAACAGUUCUCCCGUUUAUACGCGAUCUUACGUGCCAGUGUCAUUGGGUAAAAGAAAAUAGGAACUCACGCACGGUGUUGUAGAGCGAACGAAAUAAGAUUGAAAUUGAAAGAGGAUAGUGUGAAAAAGGGUGACAGAAGGAAAAGAGGAGAAGAAGGUGGAGGAGAAGGAGGAGAAAGAACUAGAAGAAGAAGAAGAACGAGAAAGAAUAAAAAAGAAAGAGAAAGAGAGAGAGAGAGAGAGAGAGAAAAGAAACGGGUGGUCCACUUUCAACGCGGAAGAGAAUCAAGGGUGCAAGAGAAUGGUGAUAGUGGUGUGAUGCUGUGUCUUGUUAUGACCUCGAAGCUUGCGAACUAUUUUUCUUGGAUCCGAGCAACGCCCGUUUUCCGAGAGGAAAGAUCUUAUUUCUAAUCUCUCGCCGAGUAAAAAAACGGAAUGAGAAGGUAGUUAUAGAGAAUACGAAAAAAAGAGAGGAAUAUAUAUAUAUAUAUAUAUAUAUAUACAUAUAACGACACAGCAUACGAGUAAGGGGAAGGAGAGAGAGAGAGAGAGAGAGAGAGAGAGAGAGAGGGAGGUCGCGGCGACCGAGUUAAAGCGCGAACGCGGAACACGGGAGUGUCGUCCACCAUUUUGGGUGCGCGAGGUUAUUCGAUGCGUGCAUGGAUACAUCGUACGAAAGGGACCUACGUCCUUCCUCAUUAGCGAACAAUGAAGAUCGGCAAAUAGGAAUGGUGCGCUCGUUAAUAAGGGUUACGUCGAAUAGGUACGGUGACAUAGCUAUUAUGGAAAUCGUGGCUUCAGGUGUCGUGUCGUGAGUUCGAACGGACGGAGUUCGAAGGUUUUGAUUGUGGUAGUGGUGGUGGUGGUGGUAGUAGUGGUGGUAGUGGUGGUGGUGGUGCUGCUGCUGCUGCUGCUGCUGCUGCUGCUGCUGCUGUUGCUUGCUGUUGCUGCUAUUUCUUCUGGGAUACGUGGAUAUCGUUCGUCUCUAGUGGAUUAUUGUGCUACGAUACAUAAUAAAUAGCAAUUACGAUAAAUAAUAAUCGGUUCGUUCGUGAUUAUCCGAUUUGUUCUCUAUAUUCUUUUUAAAACGAUUGAAAUUGGUCGAAGGAUAGGUAAAAGGAGGGUAAAUAAAAGAGAAAAAAGAAACGAGAGAGAAGAAACAAAAACAAAUUGAAGAAGGAAGGAUAAACGAAAGAAGAAAAGGAGGAAGAAGA
Messenger RNA from Vespa crabro (European hornet), 3250 nucleotides. RefSeq lists its product as uncharacterized. Lineage: Eukaryota; Metazoa; Arthropoda; Insecta; Hymenoptera; Vespidae. The record is from RefSeq and is a predicted model, not a curated record. The transcript has 4 exons. The coding region runs from base 302 to 919 and encodes 205 amino acids.